GACAAACUCUGGGAAGAUCAAGAGCAUACUUAACAACACAGCAAGCUAUGUAAUUUGAAAGAUUUUUUCUGUGGUUCGUAGGAUUAUGUAAACUCUUUCUUUAGUUUUGCACAGUGAAGCUCUGACAGUCUUCAGUACAAAUCAUUUCAUUAUACAGUAUAAGCAACGAGUCACUUCAAAAGUUUGAAUGCACAUGGGAGUUGUUUCCUCAGAGCGUUAUUCACCCCACACAUCAUUAGUUCAGACUCUGUUGGAAACAUUUACAAUAUAAAACCAUCAACACUGUUUUGGAAAGUGGGUUAUGUUCUUGCAGAGUUAGAGCUAAAGAGCUGAGGCGUAUUGAUGAUAUGAAUAGAGCUAAUUAAUCAUUAUUAUAACAGAGUAUCUAACCUAAACAUUUGUAUCAUUUUUGUCAUAGGACUAAAAUGUGGUUUGUUUAAUUUUACUUUUGGUUUAUGAUUAUUUCUGUGUAUAUAUAAUUAUGAAAUACACCAAUAUUACAACUAUAAAAGAGUUCAUUAUUAUUGGAUUUCCUGGACUUCCUCCUGAAUAUUAUGGUCCAGUGUCUGUUCUUCUUCUUCUUGUUUUCCUUGCUAUUGUAAUUGGAAAUGGUUUCACUAUAGCUGUUAUCAUUUUUGAGCGGACUCUGCACAAACCAAUAUAUGUGAUCUUUUCUAACCUUGCAAUGACAGACAUCUGCUUUGGCGUGGUGACUCUUCCAAAAAUCAUAGCCAGAUACUGGUGGAAUGACAUGAUCACUUCUUUUGGAGCUUGUUUUACACAGAUGUAUUUUGUUCAUUCUUUGGGAGCUAUUCAGUCUUUAAACUUGCUGAUGAUGGCUUUGGAUCGUUUUGUUGCCAUAUGGUUUCCUUUUAAAUAUCCCGUUUUAUUUACAAACAAAGCAGUGGCUAUUGCUUGCACCAUGUGCUGGGUUUUAACAUUUAUACGUUUGCUGGGAAUUGUGCUUCAUGCCUUAACUUUGCCUUACUGUGACCAGAAUAUUAUCAUGCAAUGUUACUGUGAUCAUAUAUCAAUAACAAGGCUGGGUUGUAGUGAUGAGCGGGAAUAUGUGUACAGUGUUGCACUUGCUAAUGCAAUGGUCACUCUGCUGUUUCCUUUAACAUUGAUAAUUUUAUCCUAUUUUUCUGUCAUCAUAGCUGUUCUGAGGAUGUCUCAGACUGAGAGACGUCACAAAGUCCUGUCCACUUGUGCCCCUCAGCUCUUUAUUACCUGCCUUUACUAUGUGCCAAGAUGCUUUGUUUAUCUUGCUAAUGGUGUGGGAUUCAAUUUUAAUCUUGUUAUUCGGAUUAUUAUUACAAUGUUGUACAGCCUAAUACCUGCUGUUGUGAAUCCAAUGAUUUACUGUUUCAAGACUAAAGAAAUAAAAAAUGUUUUGAUGCAGAGAUUCAAAAAAAGAAAAGUGAGCACUGGAUUAAAAACUGACUGUAAAUAAAUUGUUAAUA
Oreochromis niloticus (Nile tilapia) is the source of this 1463-nucleotide messenger RNA. Its product is annotated as olfactory receptor 52B2-like. Bases 482 to 1453 code for a protein of 323 amino acids. Lineage: Eukaryota; Metazoa; Chordata; Actinopteri; Cichliformes; Cichlidae. Gene Ontology annotation, cellular component: plasma membrane. The record is from RefSeq and is a predicted model, not a curated record. The transcript has a single exon. Gene Ontology annotation, biological process: G protein-coupled receptor signaling pathway. Gene Ontology annotation, molecular function: G protein-coupled receptor activity; olfactory receptor activity.